GUUAAGCUGUCGAAAAUGAAUUAAAAUCCGUCGACCCGCGACCGCGAGUGCGGCAGCACGACUCGCCACGACAAACUCCUACGAGCACGACCAAGCGAGCGACACCCGGGGAUCGGUCGGACCAAGCAAGCCGGCUCGCCGCUCGCCGGCCUGCUUCUGCAUCGGCAGCGGGAUGGGCACGCCUUCGAUGCAGAAGAGCUGGCGCAAGGCGUGCGGCGCCAUCAAGGACUCCACCACCGUCAGCCUCGCCAAGGUCAACAGCGGCCGCGACCACCUCAAGGAUCUCGACGUCGCCGUCGUCAAGGCCACCAGCCACGUCGAGCGCCCGCCCAAGGACCGACACCUCGCCAAGAUCGUCGGCGCCCGGUCGCGCACGGAGGUCUCCCACUGCGUCCACGCGCUCGCCAGGCGCCUCUCCAACACCAGCAACUGGGUGGUGGCUCUGAAGGCGCUGGUGGUGAUCCACAGGGCGCUGCGGGAGGGCGACGGCGGCGCGUUCAGGGAGGAGCUGCUGAGCCACGGGCGGCGGCGGGGGCACGCGCUGCGGAUGUCCAGCUUCAAGGACGACUCGGGCCACCUGGCCUGGGACUGCUCCGCGUGGGUGCGCACCUACGCGCUCUUCCUCGAGGAGCGGCUCGAGUGCUUCGCGGUGCUCCGGUACGACGUGGAGGCGGAGCGCCUCCGAGCCCCGGCGCCGGCGGCGGAGGGGCAGAAGCCUCACACCAAGGCGCAGGGCCGGACGAGGGGCCUCGGCAAGGACGACCUCCUCGAGCAGCUCCCCGCGCUGCAGCAGCUGCUCUUCCGGCUCGUCGGCUGCCAGGUGCAGUUCAGUUCAUCGUAUUGUUUGUUACUGCACGUUUUGCACAGACAGUUUGUGCAAACAUUCGUGCCCAACAUUUCAUUGCAGCCUGAGGGAGCGGCGUUCGGGAACUACCUCAUACAGUACGCCUUAGCUCUGGUGUUGAAGGAGAGCUUCAAGAUCUACUGCGCCGUCAACGAUGGCAUCAUCAACCUCGUGGACGUGUUCUUCGACAUGAGCAAGCUCGAUGCCAUCAAAGCCCAGGACAUCUACAGAAGAACAGGGACUCUGGCGAAGAGCCUGUCUGAAUUCUACGUGCUCUGCAGGGGGUUGGAACUCGCCAGAAACUUCCAGUUUCCAGUUCUCAGAGAGCCACCUGCGUCGUUUCUUGCAACGAUGGAGGAGUACAUCAGAGAAGCACCCAGGGCUGGUCACGUUGCAAAUAAGACCAUUGAAUAUCGGCAACUGGAUCCUACUGCAGACCAAGAAGAACAACCACCACCUGAACCGCCCCGCGAGGCCACGACGGAAGAACCUACAGUGGAGGAACCGCUGCCGGAGCCCGAAGAGGAAGCCCACUCUGCAGCUGACCUCGACGAUGAACCUGAACCUGCCACCACCACUGCCGAUUUCGAUUUACUGGGUUUACAUGAGGUGAGCUCCGCUGCCGCUGAGAUCGAGGAGAGCAACGCACUGGCCCUGGCCAUUGUAGCACCAGGUGGUGGCAGCAGCGCGUCUGCGUCUGCGUCUGCUGCUGUCGGCAUGGCUGGAUCAUCGGUCUGGGAGCUGGCGCUGGUCGCGGCACGGACCGACAUCAGCAACCGAUCGGCAGAGAUGAAGCUGGCCGGGGGCUUCGAUGGCCUGCUGCUCGACAGCCUGUACGAGGACGCGGCGAGGAGGCAGCAGCAGCAGGCGACCCACGCGGACCCUGCCGGGGACCCGUUCGCCGCGUCGACGAGCGUCGCGCCGCCCACCGACGUGCAGAUGUCGAUGAUGCAGCAGCAGCAGCAGGAGAUGUUUGGGAUGCCGCUGCCGUUUCAGCAUGCCGGCGCUGCUGCUGCUUCUUCUCAGGCUCUGGCCAAUCCGUUCGGUGACGCGUACUCUGCUAUGUUACCCCAGGGGCAGGGGCAGGGUACCCCCUUCCAUGGCCACGGGAGCGGCAGCUUGAUCUGAAUAUGUACUAUGCUUGUUUUGUGUAGAAGUAGCAGCAUCCGGUAGCUCUGGUUUUAAUUGGGACUAUUACAUGAUGAUUGACUAGCAACAUUGUGGCUGUGCGCCAUGGGAUCGACACAGAUGAUGAAUCUUA
Molecule: messenger RNA, 2105 nt
Organism: Triticum dicoccoides
Lineage: Eukaryota; Viridiplantae; Streptophyta; Magnoliopsida; Poales; Poaceae
Product: putative clathrin assembly protein At5g57200
Exons: 10
Coding region: 173-1972 (599 amino acids)
Biological process (GO): clathrin coat assembly; clathrin-dependent endocytosis; vesicle budding from membrane
Cellular component (GO): clathrin-coated vesicle; clathrin-coated pit
Molecular function (GO): 1-phosphatidylinositol binding; clathrin heavy chain binding; SNARE binding
Source: RefSeq, a predicted model, not a curated record